Molecule: messenger RNA, 450 nt
Organism: Periconia digitata
Lineage: Eukaryota; Fungi; Ascomycota; Dothideomycetes; Pleosporales; Periconiaceae
Source: the annotation of a GenBank genome assembly
AUGGAUCCACCCACUGUUGAACGCAUAUUCUCCUUGACCACGCUAAUUCUCACAUGUUUAACCACCAUGUCUCUGCACUCAUCUUCUGAGAAGGCACCGUCAUACAACGAGUUAAAUAAGGAAAGAUAUAAGGAAAACAACCACAUCUGCGAUGCACACUCGAGAGCAUCGAUUCCUUUCAUACAUGCACAACUUCAACAGCAGCAAGCCAAGGAGGCUAUCCGCGCUAUCAGCAUAGCCUUCGGUAACUUGGCGGAUGGUUCUGGCUGCAGUGAAUGCAUCCUGAGAGAGAUUGCGCAGACUGUAACCCUGUGCCUGCGGGAACUCAAAACCGCCAAAAAGAACGGCAAGUGGAGCAAAGAGGAGAAGAAGACGAUGAAAAGGGAGGUUAAAGUCGCAUUCAAAGACAUCAAGCGGGAGGUAAAACAGACAUGGAAGAAUGGAGAUUGA